GAGUUGUCAUUCAUUUCUUUGCAUUCAAGGUUAUAACCUAUAACGACUUGGGAACUCAAGCUUCACUAAUUCCGAAAGAUCGGAUAUCCAGUCUUAGCCCUUGCAAAGCCUCAGGGCACGGAUUUGGGUUAAUUCUCACGAGACACCUCAAGCAGAUAUAAACCUAUUCUCUCAAGAAGCCUCCUUAACCCAACCAUGGAUACAAGCCUCUCAUAACACUUUUGAAAAACAAAACAAAAAAAAUUAAGAAUAAUUAUUCUAUGAGGCACACUUGAUCGGUAUAACGCACGUACGUUACGAUUAAAAACGUGUCUUAAGAUGUCUGGGAUUGCUAUGAUGAUAUCUGCAUUGGCCAAAUUGGAAGCGAGAUGCUGCUUUGCACGGAAAGGACGCCUAAGUGUUGAGAAAUGGCAACAGCAAUACACGAGUGGCAAAUGCAUAGGGAAAAGAGAGCUGCACUUUAGUAACUUCCAGUCUCUUCGGCCUUCUCAAGUGGCUAACGCUAACGUUAAUGCUGUUGCGCUUUACAGGCAGACAAUUACAAAUGGAGACGGACAACAGCAGCUGGCAAAUCACUACUCAACAUACAUACCAAGUCGAUUGCAAAUCGAACCUAAUAUUUGUAGCCCAAAUUACGAUGGGGUCAUCCUCAUCUCAGGUACACCGCCAGGAACUCAAGAGCCAGAGCCCUUUAAAUCCCUCCUCUUCAGUAGCAGUCAACUCGACUGUGCUUUAUUCGAGCACACAACCGUGUUGCCAAUAAAUUUACCGGCAAAACGGCUGAUCUACAGUCCAACGGGUCCUAUUGACUGCGACUACGACGAUGUUAGGGUCUUCAACCUUGCAGCAGUCAGGGGAAUUAAACGGGCCUUAGAAGCUGGCGUUCGCCGUCCUUUGUUAGUUCUAUUACCAGAUGAUCGCUUUGAAAAUGUGGAAUUGGUCACGUUGCUGGGAGCUCUUGAAGCUCUCUAUGUGCCCCUGGAGGUUCGCGAAAUCAGUCCCGACCUUUCUUACAAGGCCACAACAUUAGGUAUAUGGAGUCCGAUUUGCAGCAAGAAACUUCAGGGAGUGGUAAAGCUCGCUACUUCUCUCGAAAGCGGCAGAUUCGUUGCCCGCGACAUCGGCGGAUCGGAUCCAGAACGAAUGGCACCAGUGCGUAUUGAAGAAUACAUUCGCAAUGUAUUCAUUGGUUCAAACAUUGAUAUACAGGUCAUCUCCGAUCCAAAAAUUCUGCAAUACGAGUAUCCACUCUUCUCAGCUGUAAAUCGUGCGUCCGCUGACAUUCCACGUUUCGCUGGUCGAAUUAUCUUCCUUACAUACGAACCGAAAGAUCCUACCUGCGUCCUCGAAACAGUUAUGCUAGUCGGCAAGGGUGUGACCUAUGACACCGGUGGUGCUGAUAUUAAAACUAACCAUGCUAUGGUCGGUAUGAGCCGGGAUAAAUGUGGUGCUGCUGCUUCAAUUGGCUUCAUGCAGACUGUAAAUCUUCUACAACCACCAACUGUCAAGGUUGUGGCGGCAAUUGGGGUCGUGCGUAACAACUGCGGUGAAAAAGCCUACGUCGCUGACGAGGUAAUUACUGGACGAUCUGGUGCCAGAAUACGUGUAAACAACACCGAUGCCGAAGGCCGGAUGGUUAUGGCUGACAUUCUUUAUCAUAUAAAAGAGAUGGCCAUGUGUUCGGUGAAUCCUCAUAUUUUUACCAUUGCCACGCUUACCGGACAUGCGCAAAUGAGCGCCGGAAAAGGAUUUUCGAUUGUGAUAGACAAUUCUGUUGCAAGAUCGGAAUCUAAUGCUUAUAAACUACAAGCUUGUGGGGAGGUAAUGGGCGAUAUGUUUGAAGUUUCAAUAUUGCGUAGAGAAGAUUUUGCUUCGCAUAAAGGUAAAGCCGAAGGCGAUGAUGUACUACAAUCAUCUGGAAAAAAAUCGAGUGUUGGAUCAGAAAGAGGGCAUCAAGGCCCCGCUGCUUUUCUUAUGAUGUCAUCUGGACUUAAAAAGUCUGGUAAGGAAAGCGAGAAGCCUCUUAAAUACAGUCAUCUUGACAUCGCAGCCAGUGCAGGAGAUCUACCAGAUAUAGCAACGGGAGCACCAAUCCUCGCGCUCGCUAAAAGGUUUUUAAAUAAGGAAUUUGAAGACAACCUCGCCAAAAACAGCAGUUAAAGCAGAGAUAUUAUAUUGCUCACAUUGUUCUUUAAAAACAAUUUGGUUUUUUCGUAUUAAUAUUUUUGCGCAUUCAAAGAAUGUUUCUUAUACUAACUAGC
Ceratosolen solmsi marchali is the source of this 2261-nucleotide messenger RNA. It is a transcript of the gene Dip-B, whose product is annotated as Dipeptidase B. Gene Ontology annotation, biological process: proteolysis. The coding region runs from base 319 to 2160 and encodes 613 amino acids. The transcript has 9 exons. NCBI's taxonomy places the organism in Eukaryota, Metazoa, Arthropoda, Insecta, Hymenoptera, Agaonidae. Gene Ontology annotation, cellular component: cytoplasm. The record is from RefSeq and is a predicted model, not a curated record. Gene Ontology annotation, molecular function: manganese ion binding; metalloaminopeptidase activity.